UCUCCUCUUGUACGCUAAUAAGCUUCUCUCACACACCUUUGUCUUCUUCCUUUUAUUUAAACACUCUGAUUCGUUACUUCACAAGUUAAAAGUGAUCUGACAAGUUUCCUCUAAUUAUCGUACGAUAGUGUUUUCCCGAUCAGAUCCAAUCAACAAAUCGAAUGGAGAGAGGUGGUUACCGAGGAGGUCGUGCUGACGGCCGCGGCAGAGGCGGCCGAGGUCGCGGUGACGGGGAUGGUGGAGGCCGUAGUUAUGGCCGCGGCGGUGGUGACCGGGGUCGUGGUUUCGGCGUCGGCGGCGCAGAUCGAGGUCGUGGUUAUGGAGGUCGUGCCUCUGAGCGAGGCGGUGGCCGUGGUGGGGAUCAACAGGAUUUCCGAAGCCAGAGUCAGUGGGGACCACCUCCGGGUCAAGUUGGCCUUGGGACGCAGUUGCAGCAGCAACCUCGACCACAUGUGGUUCAACAGCCGCCACAGGCUCAAGUGAGUCAAUCCGUUGCGGGAGGAGGCGUAGGUAGAGGCGCGUGGGGUCGUAAGCUGCAGGUUUCUCCUGAUACGGCGGCGGUUCCACCUUCUGCAUCGUCAACCGUCGCGGUUUCUGAAACGGCUCGUGGCUCUGAAAUUACGAAUCCAAGGCCAUCUCAGGUUGCUUCUUCUUCUUCUUCUGACAAGAAAGUUCAAGUUGUUUCUUCUUCUUCUGCUAGAAAAGAACCGAUGAAACGUCCUGACAAAGGCGGUGUUGUAGCUGUGCGACGUGUAAACCUCCUUGUCAACCAUUUCCAAGUGAACAUCAAUCCCCAAACUGUCAUAAGACAUUACGAUGUUGAGAUAAAAGGAGAGAACCCCACCAAGAAGAUAUCAAGAUUCGAGCUAUCUAUGGUCAGGGACAAGCUGUUCACCGACAACCCCCACGAGUUUCCCUUUGCCAUGACAGCAUACGAUGGUCAGAAGAACAUCUUCAGUGCAGCUGAGUUGCCUACCGGGUCAUUCAAGGUGGACUUCCCUAAAACGGAUGAGACUAGAGCUCGGAGCUAUACGUUCACCAUCAACCGGGUGAAUGAGCUUAAGCUCCGUGACUUGAAAGAGUACAUGUCGGGAGGUUCUUCUUUCAACCCUCGCGAUGUCUUGCAAGGGAUGGAUGUUGUGAUGAAGGAGCACCCUUCCAAGUGUAUGAUAACCGUCGGUAAAAGCUUCUUCACUCGUGAAACUGAGCGGGAUGAGGAACUUGGGUAUGGUAUUGCAGCUGCCAAAGGGUACAGACACACUCUAAAGCCGACACAACAAGGCUUAUCAUUGUGCUUGGACUACUCAGUGUUGGCGUUCCGGAAGUCAAUGUCAGUCAUCGAGUAUCUGAAACUCUACUUUGACUGGCCUGAUUUGCGUCAGUUUAGGAAUGCUAGACGUAACGUGGAGAAGGAACUGACUGGGUUGAAAGUCACCGUCACUCAUAGAAAGAACAAGCAGAAGCUCACUAUCGUAGGACUGAGUAGAGAAGACACAAAGGAUAUCAAGUUCGAUAUUAUAGAUCCGGAGGGUAACGAGCCGCCGAGGAGAACGUCCAUCGUUGAGUAUUUCAGGAUCAAGUACGGAAGAGACAUUGUUCACAAGGACAUCCCUUGCUUGGAUUUGGGGAAAAACGGUCGGCAAAAUCUUGUUCCCAUGGAGUUCUGCGCUUUGGUCGAAGGACAGAUUUAUCCAAAGGACGACUUGGAUAAAAAUUCUGCCUUGUGGUUGAAGAAGUUGUCACUUGUCAAUCCACGACAAAGGAAGGAUAAUAUACUCAAGAUGAUUAAGUCUAAAGAAGGACCAAGCGGUGGAGAAAUCACUGGGAACUUUGGAAUGAAAGUUGACACAAACAUGACACGUGUAGAAGGUCGGGUUCUCAAGGCACCGGCGUUGAAGUUGGCAGAGAGAGGCAGAGCUCUCCGGGAGGAACCUAACCCGAGGCAGAACAAUCAGUGGAACCUCAUGAGGAAAGGAGUCACGAGGGGUUCGGUAGUCAAACACUGGGCUGUGCUUGACUUCACUGCGUCUGAGAGGUUCAACAAGAUGCCUAAUGACUUUGUGAACAACCUUAUCAACCGUUGCUGGACGCUUGGGAUGCAGCUGGAGCCUCCCAUCGUUUACAAAUCGUCGAGAAUGGAUACGCUUUCUAAUGCUAAUGCUCUCGAGGAGCUGCUUCGAAGCGUGAUUGAAGAGGCUCAUCGUAACCAUGGUGGUGCUCGUCCGACUCUUAUUCUCUGUGCAAUGACUGGGAGAGUCGAUGGGUACAAGACUCUGAAAUGGAUAGCUGAGACCAAACUUGGUCUGGUGACUCAGUGUUUCUUAACCGGUUCGGCGACUAAAGGAGGUGAUCAGUACCGGGCAAACCUUGCGCUCAAGAUCAAUGCAAAGGUGGGUGGAAGCAACGUUGAGCUGAUGGAUACUUUCUCUUUCUUCAGAAAAGAUGAUCAGGUCAUGUUCAUCGGCGCUGACGUCAACCAUCCAGCUUCUCGCGACAAGAUGAGCCCGUCCAUCGUUGCUGUAGUGGGUACACUAAACUGGCCUGAAGCUAACCGUUACGCAGCUAGGGUCAUUGCCCAGCCGCACCGGAAAGAGGAGAUACAAGGAUUUGGUGAAACGUGCUUGGAGCUUGUUAAAGCUCAUGUUCAGUCCACUGGGAAACGGCCUAACAAGAUUGUGAUCUUCCGUGAUGGUGUCAGUGAUGGUCAGUUCGAUAUGGUUCUCAAUGUGGAGCUGCUUGACGUGAAGCUCACUUUUGAGAAGAAUGGUUACAAUCCGAAGAUAACUGUUAUCGUGGCGCAGAAACGUCACCAGACUCGUUUCUUCCCUGCUACAGACAAUGAUGGGAGCGACAAGGGAAACGUGCCUUCGGGUACGGUGGUUGAUACUAAAGUGAUUCACCCCUUUGAGUAUGAUUUCUACCUUUGCAGUCACCAUGGAGGCAUUGGGACGAGCAAGCCGACGCAUUACUAUACUCUGUGGGAUGAACUUGGAUUCACUUCCGAUCAGGUUCAGAAGCUCAUCUUCGAGAUGUGCUUUACUUUUACUCGUUGCACCAAACCUGUGUCUCUCGUUCCUCCGGUUUAUUAUGCUGACAUGGUCGCGUAUAGAGGAAGGAUGUACCACGAGGCGAGUUCAAGAGAGAAGAACAUUAGGCAGCAGCCACGGGGAGCGUCUUCUUCCUCACUUGCUUCUUCGUUCUCUUCUCUGACUGUGGACGACAACGCGAUUUUCAAGCUGCACAAAGAGCUGGAGAACGUCAUGUUCUUCGUGUGAACAAAAGGUUUGGGUUAUAUAUUUGUGUUUUGGGUCCCUAAGCUGAACUUUAAAAUUGCUAUUAUUGAAUAUAUCGGAAUAGUCCCAAUAACGCAGUUUUACUCCUUUUAUCUCAAGGAGUUUGUGCGUGAAUCUAAUUGGGUUUUUUUCGUUUCUUGCAGUGUGUUUCUUUUCUUUCUCUUUGUUUCGGUCGUUGUGUUGAAAGCACUUUGUGUUUGGUAUUGUAUUACUCUUUUGAGCGGACACUACUUAUGUCAUGGUGUUUUAUUAUAAUCAAGAAUCUGAGUUUCGUAAUUA
Molecule: messenger RNA, 3572 nt
Organism: Brassica rapa (field mustard)
Lineage: Eukaryota; Viridiplantae; Streptophyta; Magnoliopsida; Brassicales; Brassicaceae
Product: protein argonaute 2
Molecular function (GO): protein binding; RNA binding
Source: RefSeq, a predicted model, not a curated record